GUUUGUACAUAUUUGUGAGGACCUCAGUCACAGUGUACUUUGUUGUGUUGUUCUACCUACUUAAGUCACGAUCAUGCACCGUCUCCUCAUAUACUCGCUGUUGGUCGGCUCCAGCUUUGCUUUCCAAUUUCCCUUUAACAUUCCUAUAUUCAAAUCAAAAGACUCGGCUCUCAUAGAAGAGGCUCACGCAUCUCCAAGAAUAGCCAUCAUUGGCGCAGGCGCGGGAGGCUCCUCAGCUGCAUUCUGGAUUUCUAAAGCGAAGGAGAAAUUUGGAAUCGACGUUGAAAUUGAUGUCUAUGAGCGUUCAGAUUAUGUCGGCGGUCGCAGCACUGUAGUAUAUCCUUACAAUGAUACUACCUUAGCUCCGUUGGAACUAGGAGCUUCUAUAUUUGUUGACGCGAACAAGAAUCUCAUGAGAGCUUCCAAGGAAUUCAACUUGACUCUGACAACCUUCGAAGAUGAUAAUUCCGACACUGGUAUAUGGGAUGGCCAGAACUUCGUGCUUGUGAUCGAAAGCGGCAGCUAUGUGAAAAGCUGGUGGGCAACCUUGAAGGUCUUAUGGAGGUAUGGCUACACCGCUCCCACUAGAACAAAAGCCAUUGUCCAGUCAAUGAUUGACCGGUUCCUCGGCUUGUACACCCCCGACUCUCCUCGCUGGGAUGAUAUAUCAGCGCUUUCAGAGAGGUUGCAAUCGGUAUCCAUGACUAACCAAACCGCCUCAGACUUUUUGGAAGGCAAUGGCGUUGCCCCGCUCUUCGCACGAGAGCUUGUUGAGGCAGCGACGCGCGUCAACUACGGCCAGAACGUGGACAAGAUUCACGCACUCGGAGGCGCAAUUUCGAUGGCAGCAAGUGGUGCAUCUGGUGUUGCUGCAGGAAACUUCCUCUUAUUUGAGAAAUUUCUCGAGAAUUCAACAGCAAAGGUCUUUCUGAAUACUAAUGUCAAGGAGAUCAGACGGAAAUCUGGCAGUUCUUUGUGGACUGUCCACACAUCGGCUGGUUCCCAGACAUACAAAGGAGUUGUCCUCGCUGCACCUUUCCACCAGACCGACAUUAUUUUACCGUCUGACCUGGCUGAACUCAUUCCCCCGCAGCCAUAUGUUCCUUUGCACGUUACGUAUCUGACAACACGUUCCGAACAUCCCAGACCGGAGUACUUUGGCCUCGCAUCCGAUGCUCAGGUGCCAGCAACAAUUCUAUCCACCUACGAGGGUGCUCGAGCGGGCGGGGUGGAGCCUGAGUUUAAUUCAAUUUCAUAUCAUGGAAAGGUUCGUAAGAUGGAAGGAGCGGAAGGAGACGCAGUAACAGACCCUGAGUGGACCGUGAAAAUUUUCUCCAAAGAGCGUGUCUCCGAUGAAUGGCUCGAGAAAGUGUUUGGCAAUGUCGGUUGGGUGUAUAGGAAAUUGUGGCAGGCAUACCCUGUGUUGCUUCCUACAACGGAGUUUCCUCCUGUCAAGCUCGAUCAAGGCUUUUACUACGUGAAUGCGUUUGAGCCGUUCAUCUCAACCAUGGAAACCGAGACCAUAGCGUCGCGUAACAUUGUCGAUUUGCUCUUGCACGAAGAAUUUGGAACCGGUAUCUGUGGCUCUCUCCUCUCAGAGACCGAGAACGCAACCCAAAUCGCGGCGCCAGCCGACUUUGUGCUCGGAUGGGACUGCUAGAGCACCCAAGCGCUGAUGUAUAUGCUACCAUGAUGGGAUAUGUCCACAUUGCUAUCAAUUGGUAUUGUGGAGACUGCUAGCUGACGUACAUAGCUUGUUGCAUAAUAGAUUUAUGGGGAAUUGUACACUACGCAUUUAUUUGAUACUCCCUCUUCUUGUGGGAGUGCCGUAGCCAAGUG
Molecule: messenger RNA, 1839 nt
Organism: Suillus clintonianus
Lineage: Eukaryota; Fungi; Basidiomycota; Agaricomycetes; Boletales; Suillaceae
Product: FAD/NAD(P)-binding domain-containing protein
Exons: 8
Coding region: 74-1660 (528 amino acids)
Biological process (GO): prenylated protein catabolic process; prenylcysteine catabolic process
Molecular function (GO): prenylcysteine oxidase activity
Source: RefSeq, a predicted model, not a curated record